Messenger RNA from Lachancea lanzarotensis, 2640 nucleotides. RefSeq names its product LALA0S04e07514g1_1 (gene NUP1). Bases 1 to 2640 code for a protein of 879 amino acids. Lineage: Eukaryota; Fungi; Ascomycota; Saccharomycetes; Saccharomycetales; Saccharomycetaceae. The record is from RefSeq and is a predicted model, not a curated record. The transcript has a single exon.
AUGUCGAGUGAGGUUUCACACCAGUCAAAUAAGCGCUCGAUUUCAUCUACCAUAGCGAGUUUUUUCAAGAAAGACUCUCCGGUGGAUUACCAUAGUACUGAUGAUAUAAAACCAAGCUCAAUAACGGCUGAUUUUGAAGGUGUAGACACCACAGAUUUGCCAUCUGUGCCCGAAUUAUUGUUAUUUGAAUCCAAAAAUGGGACAAGGCCUUUUUUGCUUCCAAUAAUGCCGCUAGAAAGGCUCAAAAUUUUACGUCAGAAACAAUAUCUGCGACAUCUCCAAGAUUCACAACUUGGUCAGGUUACAGCAGGUUUCAAUCCCAACACAACCACGAAACUAGCAGAAAACCAACUGAUUCCAUUGAGGUCUUUGAAAAGGAGGUCUUUGAAUGCAGUGGAACGUUCAAAACAUUCACUCAGGAAGCCUAAAUUUGCGAAAGAGACCAGUUUAGGGAAACGAUGGAAUGCCGAUUUUGAAUACGAUCUAUCAGAGUAUGAUACCGUUAAAAGACCCAAAAUAGCCGCAUCAGUAGGCAUUGAUGAUCCAACGUCAAGUUUAGAAUCCCCUAGACUCUCGCCAUCAGUCCUGAAACGCGGCACGAUGGGUGGAAAGAGAACAAUGUCGAAUGGACUAACCAAAACAGAGGAAAAUAUACUCAAUGGGAAGUCAUUGACAGAUCUAACCUCUACUAGUGUCUCCGACGCAAAAACUUUACCCCAGUGUAAAGGUCCGCAAACGUCUACCACAAAGCCAUUAUUAGCUUUACCAAGUUCAGGGUUUGAUUUCGUAAAGCCACAGGAAAGCGGAGAUGCAAAGGGCAAAGAUAGCCUCAAAUCUGACGAUCGAAAGCCUAAAGUACAAAUUAGUCUAGAUCAGAAGCCAGAUUCAGAUUCGGCCAAAAAACCCUUUUCUUUCAAGAGAACAUCUCCUAUCGAGGGAGGUAUCAAUCCUGCUGAAAGUAAUGGUGUCAAAAAUCCAAGUUCUAGCUUAUUUUCAUUUGGCGCUAAGAAUGACAAACAGUCGUCGACGACAGUCGAAAAUGAAAACGAGACGAAAAAGCCAAUAUCAUUUAAUUUUGGGAAUACGACGAAUGAUCAAAAGCAGAAUAAUCCGAAAGCAGCUUUUAAUCUCAACCCUGCUUUACCAGGAAAGCUUUUCAACAGAACCGAACCUAGUCCAGAUCAUAAAGAAAUUUCGUCAACGGACGAAAUUCUUCCUCCGCCCAAAAAUAGCUUCACUUUUCGAUCCGCUGCAAACAAAUCGGAGGCUAAUGUUAAUGCUGCAACCGUACCGAAAGCGAGCGAUUCUACAGCCUCCAAGCCAGCAUUUACAUUUGGGACUGAACAGACCGCCAAACCGACUUUCGAUUUUGGGUCCAAAAGCUCUUCAACGACGCUUAAAGGUCCCGAGCCCGAGUCAGAGUUGACAUCUCGAUCAGCGGCCAAUCUUCUAUCUACAACCGGUGCUUCUAAGAGUGGCGAUGCACAGGAUGGCAAAAAGGUCCCAUCUUUCACUUUCGGCUCAACAAGAAACACAGAGGACCUCGGUAAGGAAAAGUCUUUCACAUUCGGUGGUGAAGAGAAAAGCGGGGGUUCGAAUACGGGCAAGCCAUCCACAGGCUUCACUUUUGGAGUUCCCAAGCCACCUGUAGACUCAUCGAAGCCUGCUGCUUUUUCUGGGUUUGGUGUCGGUAAUAAAUCUGAAUCUGCACCUCCCGAAAGCACAUCCACAGCACAAAAGCCCUUGUUUUCACUCAAAACGUCUUCAGAGGAGCAUAAUGAAACAAAUCAGAAUCCCGCUGCUGGUUCAUCAAGCUCAAUUCCCGCUAUAGAGCCUAAAAAAUUUAGUUUUGGUCCUACUACAGGGGAAGACAAAUCUGCCACGCCGUUCAGUUUUGGGUCCAACGCGGAAAGCAAGCCGCCUACACCAUCAUUCUCUUUCGGUAGCGGAACCCAGGCUAAUGCUGGGCCCUCAUCGACUGGAGGCAUUGGCUUCAAGUUCGAUACAAGCGGUUUCAAGCAGAGCGCCAAUCAAAAUGAUCAAUCUAAAAAUUCUCUUCCAGUUGGAUCGAGCCUUGGAGCAGCCAAGCCGUCGUUCAGCUUUGGAAGCAAUAGUUCAUCAGUUGCAGCACCACAACCGCAGCAAAACACUUCCACCUUGGUACAGCCUCCUCAAAAUAACGGAUUUAAUUUCGGUUCUGGAUCGAGUACGAGUAACAAUUCUCCGGCUUUUGGGGCAAGCGCCAACAACCAGCAAAUGGGUUUCAAUUUCGGAGCUGGAAACACAACCGCGUCAUCAACACCACCGCCGUUUGGGGCAUCCAACCCCAGUCUGACAGCAAUGAACCCUCAGAGUAGGCCGUUCAGUCCCUCUAACACCAUCAACAUGAAUUUUGGAGGUGUCGCAUCUCAGCCUCCCAGCUCAAUUUUUGGAGGAGCUGCAGGAACACCAGCGCAGGCUUUUGGCGGGCAGGCGCUGGGCACGACGGGUUCUUUUGGGGGUGGGGGCGUUAAUCAAAAUCCACUUCAAGUAUUUGGAGGGCGAAACGUGGGCGAUGUAUCUCAACAACAGGGUCAAACUCCUAUGUUGAAUCUUCCUCCAGGUAGAAAGCUUGCGAGAAUGAGGGCAAGAAGAAACUAA